Messenger RNA from Eruca vesicaria subsp. sativa (arugula), 1286 nucleotides. The record is from the annotation of a GenBank genome assembly. Lineage: Eukaryota; Viridiplantae; Streptophyta; Magnoliopsida; Brassicales; Brassicaceae.
GAUAACCUUCACUUCCCAUAAUUGUCGCUAACUCUCGCUCUUCUUUAUAGAUCAUUCUUGGUUGAUUCUCAUGGAUCCACCAUUCAACGAGAUGUACAAUACCCUUUUAUGUAAACAGAUCACAAACACAGAAAACAAUGUCCCCGAAGUACCCUUUAGCUUCUCUGUCACGGCUGUAGUCGAAGAGGUGGAGCUUCCAGUUAUAGACGUCAGCCUUCUUAUGUAUGGAACCGAGAAGGAGAGGGACAAGUGUAAGGAAGAUAUUGCUAGAGCUUCGAGGGAGUGGGGAUUUUUCCAAGUGAUAAACCAUGGAAUAUCAAUGGAUGUCUUGGAGAAGAUGAGACAAGAACAAAUUAGGGUUUUUAGAGAACCCUUUGACAAGAAAAGCACGUCGGAGAAGUUCUCCGCCGGGAGUUACCGGUGGGGAACUCCGUCAGCCACUUGUCUCCGGCAACUUUCUUGGUCGGAAGCAUUUCAUGUUCCUAUGACAGAUAUUUCUGACAACAAGGACUUCAGUACCCUCAGCAAUGGAGAAAUUUGCUUCGGAAUCGGAGGCUUUAGCAUAUAUGUUGGCAGAGAUACUUGCAGAGAAGUCAGGACGAAGAUCAAAUUUCUUCAAAGAAAACUGUGUGAGAAACACAUGUUAUAUAAGGAUGAAUCAUUAUCCACCAUGUCCGAAACCAUCAGAGGUGUACGGUUUAAUGCCACACACAGACAGUGAUUUCCUCACAAUUUUGCACCAAGACCAAGUCGGAGGACUCCAACUCAUCAAAGACAAUAGAUGGAUCUCCGUUAAACCUAACCCUCGUGCUCUCAUUAUCAAUAUUGGUGACUUAUUUCAGGCAUGGAGCAAUGGCACAUACAAAAGCGUUGAACAUCGUGUGAUGACGAAUCCAACAGUGGAGAGAUUCUCAACGGCAUAUUUCCUGUGUCCAUCGUAUGACGCCAUUAUAGAGUGUUCGGGUGAUUGUCCAGCUUAUAAAAAUUUCAGUUUCAGAGAAUUCAGACAACAAGUACAAGAAGAUGUUAAGAAGCUUGGUUAUAAAGUUGGCCUUCCUAGAUUCAUUAAUCAUGUAUACUAAUUUAUAUUUGAUUUACUUAAAAAUUGUAAUUUUUAACAAUAUUGUUUUGUGUUUUUUCUUCUUCUAUAUUUGUCUUGUUAUUUUUCUUGAUAAAUAUCCCAAAAAUAUUAUUUAAGAAUUGAUUUGCUUAUAAGACAUUACCAUACUCAUUCUUUAGAAAAUAAGUAUGACAUAACUUAUUAAAAAUGUAACAGUUCAUUCUCU